Messenger RNA from Dicrocoelium dendriticum, 1047 nucleotides. NCBI's taxonomy places the organism in Eukaryota, Metazoa, Platyhelminthes, Trematoda, Plagiorchiida, Dicrocoeliidae. The record is from the annotation of a GenBank genome assembly.
AGGAUUGUGCAAUGCCGAAGAGAGAAAAUUCUGCUUUCUUGCAUCGUAUCAACUUUAGUUGUUUACCUUUGCCUUCGCUCACGAAAUCGGGACUUCAAGGAACCUUAUCGGUUCACCAUUUACUACAAUGCAGUGUGUUCUCACCCCAAGGGCGGCUUUGUUUCCGGUGACGUAUUAGUCAUGGUCAAAUCAACGCCAAAUCAUUCCCGUCACCGGGAAGCAAUCCGAUCAACAUGGGCUAACCCGUGCUGGACGGAGCGAUAUAAAAAGCGAUACAAGGUAUUGUUUAUCAUGGGUACACAUAUCGAGGAAGACCACAGUAUCGUUCACAGUCACCUGCAGUUGGAAUUUCACAAUAAUCGGGAUAUUGUCCAGUACGACUUUCCAGACACGUAUAAAUUGACCACCAGGAAACUCUUGGCCGCGUGGUCAUUCGCAAGGCUGGCUUGCCCUUUGUUUCGCUACGUGCUCAUCGUGGACGAAGAUUUUCUUAUCAGUCCUGACUUAGUGAUGAAGACAGCACUACAAGUACCAGAACGAGAGUACAAGGAUUACAUCGGUGGUCAUCUGUAUCCAAGGAGCAAACCAUAUCGUAACAACAGGAGCAGGUACUACAUUGCACAUGAAGAGUAUCCUUAUCCGGUCUUCCCUCCAUUCCUCGCUGGAGGCUUCAUGCUAAUCUCCAUGCCUGUGGCUACGCGGUUGCUAGAUAAUAUGGUCAAAACACAAAUCUUCCUCCCACUGGAUGACGUCACCGUUGGAUUGGCUUUGCGACGAAUAGAUGUGAAACCGCAACAUAUCAGAAACAUUUGCCUUCAUGAUUAUAACUGUAAACAUGUGGCGCAUAAAGCAAGGAUUGGAGUACACGGAUUUUCAGACCCCCAACAUUUACUACGAGAUUGGAAGCGAUUACAACUGGGUGCAGCUUGCUAAGUAGUAGAAUGCAGAUCUCAAUCAAGAAACAACACAUUUAGUCGCCAUUGAAGCGAUUUGUUGAACACUGAUGUGAGUAUAGCACUGAAUUUCUAAUGGAAACAUGUAAUUAGG